AUGUGGCAUGUGGCAUGCUGCAUGUGGAAGCUUGUAAAGAGCUGCAGGGCACAUUGCCAAUUAGUUAGAGCAGGCAUUGAGUUUUGUUCUGACAACAAAUUUUUAGCCGAUACUCAAUACUUUGUUCGUCCAUUGAAAUUCUCAGAGCUUUAAAUAUUUUUGUAUAAAUCAAGAACAGCAUGCAGCAUCCAAGUGGCUUCAGCAUGGUGAACACCAAACGCAAUGUCGAGUUGCUGUUGAACGGAUUCGCUCCGCCGCUGCCAGUGCGCACAGGCACCUCCAUAGUGGGUCUGAUAUUUCAGGAUGGUGUCAUCCUGGGCGCCGACACGCGCGCCACCGAAGGACCCAUUGUCUCGGAUAAGAACUGCUCCAAAAUCCAUCGUCUGCAGGAUCACAUAUUCUGCUGUGGCGCUGGCACCGCCGCCGACACGGAGCAAAUGACGCUGCUGACCUCGGCCGAGCUGGACAUGCAUCAGCUGAACACGGAGCGCCAGGUGCCCGUCAUGUGCGCCAGCAUGUUGCUGCGCCGCACGCUCUUUCGCUAUCAGGGCCACAUUAGCGCCGCUUUGGUGCUGGGCGGGGUGGACAAGCUGGGCCCGCAUGUGCAUUGCAUUCAUCCGUGCGGCUCCAUUGACAAGAUACCCUACGCUGCCAUGGGCUCUGGCACUUUGGCUGCCAUGGCCGUCAUGGAGAACGGCUGGCAUCCCGGCCUCAGUCUCGAGCAGGCCAAGCAGCUGGUGCGCGAGGCCAUCAGCGCGGGCGUCUUCAACGAUCUCGGCUCCGGCUCCAACAUAGAUCUCUGCAUACUCACACGCGAGGGCACCCAACACCUGCGCACCGAGACGGUCGCCAGCGAGCGUGGAACGCGACAAGUCGAAUAUGACAUUCUGCCCAAUACGUCGCUGGUGAAGAGCAUCUCAGUGCAGGAUAUCGAAAUCACAGAUGAGCACACUUAUCAUCUGUCCUCUAGCUGCCUGUUUCAGCCCUCGCGGCAACUGCACUCCAGUGCGUCUCUUGGGUCAGAAGCGGACAGACAGCCACCCACACAGCAGUAGCCCUAAGCUCAUCUAAUGCUUCAAUUUGGGCACAUAACUGUUCAGCUAAAUUAGUAUUUCAACUAAAUGCAUUAGAACUGUUCGCACUCAAAGAAAAUAUCCAAAUUAUUUCGUGUCGAUUUGCCAAGUAACCAACAUUCGCGUUUGAAAUGAAUUUAAAUUCAAAUUCGUAUUACAAUUUCAUUUAGGAAAAAUUCGUUUAUGAACAAGAGUUGUUUCAGUUUUCUGUAUAAUCAAAGAAUGAUGAAAAGCCAUUGGGCU
Messenger RNA from Drosophila busckii, 1316 nucleotides. It is a transcript of the gene Prosbeta2R1, whose product is annotated as proteasome subunit beta type-7. Gene Ontology annotation, cellular component: proteasome core complex. The transcript has 3 exons. The record is from RefSeq and is a predicted model, not a curated record. Gene Ontology annotation, molecular function: threonine-type endopeptidase activity. The coding region runs from base 180 to 1055 and encodes 291 amino acids. NCBI's taxonomy places the organism in Eukaryota, Metazoa, Arthropoda, Insecta, Diptera, Drosophilidae.